Molecule: messenger RNA, 649 nt
Organism: Prosopis cineraria
Lineage: Eukaryota; Viridiplantae; Streptophyta; Magnoliopsida; Fabales; Fabaceae
Exons: 1
Coding region: 198-407 (69 amino acids)
Source: RefSeq, a predicted model, not a curated record
CAAGUAGCGAGGAGCAAUAAUUCCUUGCUUCAUCGUCACAUAAUUGAGCUGCAAGUUAUUCUGAAUCCAUCACGUGGCGGCUGCCGGAGCAAGGUGGCCGGUGAUGUGUUCCCUUAUGUGUAUAUAACGAGCCAACUUCUAGCUACAAUCUCAGUGAAAUCAAGUGAAUACAAGGAAUAUAAUAUAGAAUUUUAAGGAUGUCGGACUGGGGCCCAGUGUUUGUAUCCAUGGUGCUGUUCAUCCUGUUGACGCCGGGACUGCUGUUUCAGCUUCCCGGCCGGUCACGGUGCGUCGAGUUCGGCAACUUUCAGACGAGCGGCGCCGCCAUACUGAUUCACUCUCUGCUUUACUUUGCCUUCAUCUGCGUUUUCUUGCUGGCGCUUAAGGUCCACCUCUACCUGGGCUGAAACGACGACGUAUGACGCUGCAUGCACAUGCUAGCUACCUCUAAUUUUGAUUUGAUUCAUUCAGUAUUAUUGAUCUGCAUGAAGCUUGAUUAUUGUUGUUUGUUAGCAGUGACUUUUGAUGAUGUGUCUUUCUUCGUUGCGUUGUUUAAUCUAGUUUUUUCAUUGUUGGGAUUCAUAUGUGUAAUUCUUGCAAGGUCCAGCUAAAAUCCAUUAUGUUGUGAUUUUCGUGUUUUUCCAUUCAA